AUGAACUUGAACAACCAGCCCGACAACCAAGAAAGCGACCACCAGUUUCGCCCGGUAUGCUUCGACUCCCCUCUGGGCGGAACGGCCACUGCUCAGGUUCCCCCGCCACCAGGGCCUUCACUGGGGAAGCGACAACUGCUGCUGCUGCUGCUGCUGCUGCUGCAACUGGAGCUGCUGAAACGUGUUCGCCUUGACCCCCAACUUGUUGACCCCUUGGGUAAUGCUGCUCUGCCAAAACUGUUCCAUGCAGGGUUCGAAUCCGUAUCGCAAAAAGAACCACUGGUCCAAUCUACGGCGACAACGCCAGUGCCCCCCCAAGAAACCACAGUGUCCGCCCAACCAAAUAAGAAGCCCGCUCGCUUUGUCAGAAGAUUCAGGUCCCGCCUGUUACCAAUAAUCAAUUAUCUGCAAAGACUGCCUGGUUACAAACUGCAUUUCUCCACCGCAGCGGCUCUGCUGGCCCUGACAUUGCUGAAACACCCUCAUCCUCGUCAUCAUCAUCACCAUUUGGGAACUCUGAUCCCCCCUCUCCCUCCGAUCAAUUUACAAUCGCUCAAGGAAAUUGAUUUACAUGAAAUCCUCAAAAACCCUCAGUUGCGCCACGACAUAUUAUUUGACCCUCAAUUACAAUUCCGGCCAAAUUUGGAUGGUGAACGAGGAAAGCGGAAAAAGUCUAUCAUUGAUAAGUAUUGGUUGGAAAUUCAGAAGGAAUGUCGUCAAUAUUUUACACCUCCCAGUGGCCCCAUAAAAAUCAAUCGCUUACCUAUUUUAUUUCAAACUUUGCGAGAUGUUCUCCUCUCGCUCUUGCCCAACAAGGACCGUCCUCAAGUCAAUGAAAUCAUGGAUAUUGAGCUAUUGGUCCAACAGCUUAAUCACGGUUCUUUUGAUUUCGUGGAGAUGGCUCGAUGGUUGGGUGAUGUGUUCAAAAGCCACUGCGCCCCCAUGCGUGAUGGCUGGGUGCUGGAGAUGAUUCAAAAGUUUGUUGAUGCUGAGCGGCAACAUCUGGUAGAGCUGCUUGUUGCUGGAUUGCGGCUGAUUUUCCAAAUCUUGGAGGCUAUGAAGUUGGAUGUCGCCAACCAUCAAAUUCGCAUUCUCCGGCCAGUACUUAUUGGUACGGCCGUAGACUUCGAGCGGGAGUAUUUUCAACUGCUCAUUUCCCACAACAAGAUUUACAUUGAUGAUUCCUUGACUUGGUUCUACAAAAAAUAUUCUCAGGCAAUCAAGCUGGGGGAUGUACGUCCCGAUGACUACAGUGACACUACUCUCAAACCGGUUAUCAUUUCGCUGAUAAUCGACCUUCUUUCCUGUCGUCACAUGGCAACCGAAUUCCCAACAACACUUGCGUUUGACCACACACGGUUGGUUUUACUCCGGGCUGAUGUCCGUCAACUAGUGUGUGUCCAGUUAUGUCUGGUGCUCUAUCGUCAAUUAGCGGCUAAAAAGCCUUCACGGUUGGCGCCUCUGGUGAUCUCCCAAGUGCAGCAAGAAAUCUUACUGAUAGUAACUGAUGACAAUGGUAACAUCAAGUGGACGAAGAACAUCCAAGCGAUUGCCCUUCAACUUGUCAAAAAUGUUGUCUCAUCUCCUGCCACAGCGGUUCUGUCAAAAUUGCCCCAAGAUGUUGUGGAUUUUGCCUACCAUUGGCUUAUCAAGCACAUUCAGCCACUGCUGCCAGUGUAUGGUCUUAUGGAGCUGAAAGUUUUUAAGGAUCUUCUCUCAGAGAUCAUGAUCACGAUCGACGAGGAAGCGCCAGCUUUGGCGGCGUCGCAAUCGUCGAGCCAACACACAUCGUCAGCACCCGCCAAACUGGAGCUGCUGGAACUCAAAAACAUCGCUCAACGAAUUCUGACUCUAGGCAAAUUCCAUUGGUCGGUUUUUGGUUGUAACUACACCGAGUACAUCAAAAUGCACACACCGCCACCUGCGGUGACUCCGGUGGAGAAUGAACCGAAGCUGAGAUCAAAUUCUUUUGAUGACGAGGUGGAUGAUACGGCUUCUAGACAAGUUACUGAAGCCCCUGCAUUGGAUGAAGUGACUGCAGCAGUUAUUUCGACAUGA
Diutina rugosa is the source of this 2058-nucleotide messenger RNA. RefSeq names its product Sok1p (gene SOK1). NCBI's taxonomy places the organism in Eukaryota, Fungi, Ascomycota, Pichiomycetes, Serinales, Debaryomycetaceae. The record is from RefSeq and is a predicted model, not a curated record. Bases 1 to 2058 code for a protein of 685 amino acids. The transcript has a single exon.